AUGGAAAACGGGUCAUUUAUAAAAAUCAAUAUAUUGAUUCCCCCUCAAAAAUAUAUUGCUAACAGUUUUGUGCUAUUAUCGUAUAUUAUCAUUCAGAACCACAUUCUCGAGAAGCUCAUCCAAGACCUCACCUAUCAAAUCGAGGAUGAAAACCGCGUGUCGAUGGCCCACCUGAGCGAGAAAGACGAUGAGAUCCGAGCCGUACGAGCUCAGUGCCAAGCCAUUACCGUUGAACUUGAGAAGCUUAUUGUUGAAAAAGUUAAUCUCGAUGCCGAGAUUAGCAAGUACCGUCAGUUAUUGGAAGGAGAAGAGAACAGAACACAUGGGCGAAUUAUUUCUUCGGCUAGUCACUCCUUUGAACCUACAACACAGACCAACGUGCAUGUUCGUUCGAGUGCAAUGCGUCGUGUUACUGGUACAAAUCGUUCCGACACCCAACGAUCCGCCCAAGGAAAUGUUUCCAUUUUGGAAGUGGCAUCUGAUGGAUCAUUCGUCACCAUUGAGAAUACCUCAGUAUCACAUGACGAAGUGAUCGGGGACUGGAAGCUCCGCAGUUCGGGAUCUGGUCGUGAUAUAACCUUUACCUUCCCGAAAGAUUUCAGGUUGACACCGAAAUCGAAAGUAACGGUUUAUGCUCGCGGCAGAGGAAUUCAUGCGCCACCCCAUUCACUGGUAUUCGAAGCCGAGGACGCUUUCGCUACCGGUGGUGAUGUGCGCACAUACCUCUACAAUGAGGAGAAUCAGGUGUGA
Molecule: messenger RNA, 750 nt
Organism: Haemonchus placei
Lineage: Eukaryota; Metazoa; Nematoda; Chromadorea; Rhabditida; Trichostrongylidae
Source: the annotation of a GenBank genome assembly